GAGGAGGCCACCAUGCAGUCCUGGAGUCGAGUCAGGGCGGCCAAGUGCCAGCUGCUGGUCACCAGCUCCUUUGUCUUGCUACUGGGCCUUUCUAUGGCCGCCAUGGCAGCUGUCAACUACCUAGGGACACACUUUGCUGUCGUCGGCCGCGCAUCCUCAGACAGGACCCCCUAUGAGGCCACACGCCGCUGGGCCUUCUGCACCAGCAUCAGCCUGGCUGGGCUCCUGACCCUGGGCGCCGUGCUGGGUGCUGUAGCCACCGUGAGGGAGGCCGGAGGCCUCAUGGCUGGGGGCUUCCUGUGCUUUGCCCUGGCGUUCUGCAUCCUGGUGCAGGUGGCCUUCUGGAGAUUCCACAACCCUGCCCAGGUGGAGGAUGCCGUGUUAGACACCUACGAUCUGGUGUAUGACCAGGCAGUGAGGGGCUCGUCCGUCAUCCUGCGGCAGCAGCUGGUGGCCAUUCAGGACACGUUCCUGUGCUGUGGGAAGAACUCUCCUUUCGGCCUCCUGGGGGGCACGGAGGUCAGUCUGUGUCCAGGAGAGGAGGCCACCAGACAGGACUGCUUGGUGGGGGUCAGGAGCUUCCUGAGGACCUAUGGAAACAUCGCCUCCACCCUCACUGGCAUCGGCCUGGCCUCCACGGUGUAUGCCGUGCUGCUCAGCUCCUUUCUCUGGUUCGCCUUUCGCUCUGGCUGCAGCUUGGACCGCAGGGGCAAGUACACCCUAAGCCGGAGAGCCCGUGACUGCCGGCCCCAGGAGCCCAACUUCUUCAGACGCUCCCCGGGGGGCCCCGCACUCCAGCACCCGAUGGAAGCGGACGUUCUCGAUGGCCGCCUGCGUGCGAGCAGACCCUCAGGGGGCCCUCAGUUCCUCCAGGACAGCUGACGCUGCUUCAACCACCUGUCCUGCCACCUGUCGGCCCACAGAGCCUGAGCGGGCCUGAACAUGAGCCUUACGAGGAGGGUGCGACGUGUUUUCUGCCGCAGCACGGAGGGACGGGGAAGGAGAG
Molecule: messenger RNA, 1006 nt
Organism: Herpailurus yagouaroundi (jaguarundi)
Lineage: Eukaryota; Metazoa; Chordata; Mammalia; Carnivora; Felidae
Gene: TSPAN32
Product: tetraspanin 32
Cellular component (GO): membrane
Source: RefSeq, a predicted model, not a curated record